Messenger RNA from Vicia faba (fava bean), 2454 nucleotides. The record is from the annotation of a GenBank genome assembly. NCBI's taxonomy places the organism in Eukaryota, Viridiplantae, Streptophyta, Magnoliopsida, Fabales, Fabaceae.
AUGAAUAGCGCCACACAUAUUCUUGCCCUUACUACAAGAUUUCAUGAUGUCUUAGAUAAGAUAUUACAAAUCCUUGAAAAAGCUAGAAACAACAAACGUACAAGGAGAUUGUUGAGGUCAGCUUUAAAAGAUUUAACUCCUCUUGUUAAAGACAUUAACCAAUACAAUCAACACUUGAAUCAACCUCGACUAGAAAUUAACUCUCUCAUACAAGAAAAUCUUGUUCAACAAACUGCAUGCAAAUGCACUUCUGACAAUACCUUGUGGAACAAGUGUCUCUCAUGGUUCAGGAAUGAUAACGACGAAUCUCUUACUGUGAAGGAUGUUAAAGAGACACUUCAUGAGGUCAGAGAAAUUCUUGAACUUAUCAACAAUGAAAACUUUGAACACAAACUUAAUGAAGAGGGAGGAGCACCAUUUAAGAGUGCUUUUGGUGUUCCUGAAAAUCCUGAAUUCACUGUUGGGUUGGAUAUACCAUUUAACAAGCUGAAAAUGGAGCUUCUUAAGGAUGGUAGUUCCACCCUUGUGUUGACUGGUAUGGGAGGAUUGGGAAAAACCACUUUGGCUACAAAGCUUUGUUGGGAUCAACAUGUUAAGGCUAAAUUCAACGAAAAUAUCGUAUUUGCCACCUUCUCAAAAGCACCCAUGUUGAAGAUCAUUAUAGAGACACUAUUUGAACAUUGUGGAUAUUAUCCAGUGCCUGAUUUUCAAACUGAUGAAGAUGCUGUCAAAAGAUUGGGCCUUUUGCUGAAGAAAGUUGAGGGAAGUCCAAUUUUGUUGGUUUUGGAUGAUGUUUGGCCAAACUCAGAAACCCUUAUUGAGAAACUUCAAUUCCAGAUAUCAGAUUUCAAAAUUCUGGUCACUUCAAGGGUUGCAUUUCAAAGAUUUAGCACAACAUGUGUCUUAGAACCUUUAGUUCAUGAAGAUGCAGUAAUAUUUUUCAGUCACUAUGCUAAGACAGAAAAAAAUAAUUCAAAUAUUCUCGACAAAGAUCUCGUCGAAAAGGUUGUGAAAAAUUGCAAAGGUUUACCGCUUGCCAUUAAAGUGACUGCAACAUCACUCAGAAAUCGGCCUUAUGACUUUUGGCGAAAGAUAGGGAAGGAACUAUCACAAGGUCAUUCUAUACUUGAUUAUAACACUGAAUUACUUUCUCUCCUCAAAAAGAUAUUAGAUGUUUUGGAAGAUAAUCCCAUACUCAAAGAGUGUUUCAAGGACCUAGCCUUAUUUCCCGAAGACCAUAGAAUUCCUGUUGUUGCUCUCAUUUUUAUGUGGACUGAGUUGUAUGAACUAGAUGACAACGGAAUUGAAGCAAUGGAAAUCAUCAACAAAUUAAGCUCCAUGAAUCUGGCUCAUAUCUUAAUAACAAGGAAAAAUGCAAGUGAUGCAGACGAUUACAACUACAAUAACCACUUCAUCACGCUUCAUGAUCUUGUAAGAGAUCUUGGAAUAUACCAAAGCACCAAAGAACCAAUUGAGCACAGAAAAAGAAUGAUCAUUGACAUGAAUGAAAAUAAAUGUGAAUGGUGUAUCGCGUAUAAGCAGCAUGGCCUGAUGAUCCGCAUAUUGUCAAAAUUUCUUAGUUUGUGCGCGAAACAAAAUCGCCAACAGCUCAAUGCUCGUAUAAUGUCUUUAUCAACUGGUGACACUUGUGCAUCAGAUUGGUCCCAAAUUCAGACAGCUCAGGCUGAGGUUCUUAUUUUAAAUCUCCAUACCAAGAAGUACUUAUUUCCAGAAUCAAUGGAGAAAAUGAGUAAACUGAAAGUUCUGAUAAUCACAAACUACGGUUUCCAUCCUUCUGAACUGAACAACUUUGAGUUACUCGACUCUUUACACAGCCUGACAAGAAUAAGACUAGAGCGGAUUUCCAUUCCUUCCUUUGGAACAUUGAAAAAUCUGAAUAAACUAUCGCUCUACAUGUGUAAUACGAGUCUUGCUUUUGAAAAGUGUAACAUCCUGAUUUCAGAUGCAUUUCCAAAUCUAGAAGAGUUGAACAUUGAUUACUGCAAAGAUUUGGUGGCAUUGCCUAAUGCAGUCUGUGAUAUCAUCCCAUUAAAGAAACUCAGUGUUACUAAUUGCCACAAACUUUCUGUAAUUCCUCAAGAUAUUGGAAAAUUGGAGAAUUUAAAACAUCUAAGGCUGAGUUCCUGCACUGAUUUAGAAGUGAUACCGAAUUCCAUUGGAAAGCUUUCAAUUCUAAGACAUCUUGACAUCUCAAACUGCAUAAGCCUAACAAGUUUACCUGAGGAAUUUGGUAAUCUUUUCAAUCUAAGGAAUCUGUACAUGGCAAGUUGUGCAAGUUGCGAAUUGCCAUUCUCAGUUGUCAAUCUUUUGAAUUUGAAGGUGAUAACGUGCGAUGAAGAGACGGCUACUUCAUGGGAAGCUUUCCAACCUAUGCUUCCCAAUAUGAAGAUAGAGGUUACUCAUGUUGAUGUUAACUUAAACUGGCUUCAUUAA